AUGUCAGCAAAAGCAAUUAGUGAAUAUACGGGCAAGGAAUUACUAUAUCGAUAUUUGGAAGAACUCGAAUUUAUUGAGAAGCCACAAACAUUAAGACUUGUUUCAAGCGAUUCAUUCGACACUGUAACUGAUAAAAUUGAAUGGCUCACUCAUGAUAAGAAAGCGGUAAUUAAGCCAGAUCAAUUGAUCAAGCGUCGAGGUAAACUGGGUUUAGUGAAAUGUGGAAAUCUAUCUGUCCUGCGUGAGUGGUUCAACGAAAUGAAAGAUAAGAGCAUACAGAUUGGUAAAACAGUUGGAACUUUGCAAAAUUUCAUUUUGGAACCGUUCUGUAAUCAUUCAGAUAGCGAUGAAAUGUAUAUUGCUAUAAUAAGCAGACGCGAAGAUGAUGUCAUUCUCUUCUAUGAACAUGGUGGGGUCGAUGUUGGAAACAUUGAUGACAAGGCUCGUAAAUUGCAUAUCCCAAUAGAUCUCGACAAGCAGAGCGGUUCUAUCUCCGAUGAUGAUCUUGAAUCAUUGAUCGGUCCAAAUGAAAGUCAAAAAUUAUUGUUACUGAAAACCUUUGUAAAAGCUCUCUAUCAUGUGUAUAAGGAGAAUUACUUCACUUAUUUAGAGAUAAACCCAUUUGUUUUGGUCAACAACAAAAUCUACAUACUUGAUCUUGCCGCAAAGCUUGAUGAAACAGCGCUAUUUCUUUGUUCGGAAAAUUGGAAGACCAGAAAUGGAGAGCCGAUUGAUUUUCCUGCUCCUUUCGGGAGAGAUAAAAUGGCAGAGGAAAAAUAUGUUGCUGGUCUCGAUUCGAAAACUGGUGCUUCAUUGAAAUUAACUAUUUUAAAUCGUCGAGGUCGUAUCUGGACUAUGGUAGCUGGUGGUGGUGCUUCUGUUGUUUACACUGAUACAAUUUGUGAUCUGGGAAGGAUGUCUGAGUUGGCAAAUUACGGUGAAUAUUCGGGUGAUCCAUCUGAAGUAAUGACUUAUGAAUAUGCAAAAACCAUACUCAGUGUACUUACGGAAGGCCCACCACAUCCAAAAGGCAAAAUUCUAAUUAUCGGUGGCUCAAUUGCUAAUUUCACCAAUGUUGCAAAAACAUUUAAAGGUAUUAUAAAAGCCCUUGAGGAAUAUGGAAAACGUCUACAUGAGCAUAAGGUCAUUAUACAUGUACGGCGAGGGGGACCAAAUUAUCAAGAAGGGCUAAGAAAAAUGAAAGAAACUGGUUCGCGCUUAAACUUACCAAUUCAUGUAUAUGGACCGGAAACCCAUAUGACAAGUAUCGUAGCAGCAGCAUUGGGAUUGUGUCGUACUCCGGAUAGUCCGUUAGCUGUACAAACUACUGGUCAAUUUCUUCUUCCACUAGAAGCAGAUACUGUGAAAGCUAUAGAAUCAGAACCAUCCGUAAAUAUGAGAUCACCGGCAAAAAAGGCUAUAAAACUAGCGGAAAGUAGAGAAGAACCGAUGGAAACCAACGAUAGCGGAAUUAAAGUGGAAGGCAGCUUAUUUGAAAGUGAUACAAAAGCAAUUGUAUGGGGACAACAAGUAAAGGCUAUACAGGGUAUGCUUGAUUUCGAUUUCGUCUGUGGCCGCUCACAACCAUCGGUGGUUGCAUCAACAUAUCCUUUUACGGGUGAUCAUAAGCAGAAAUAUUAUUUUGGACAAAAAGAAAUUCUAGUGCCAGUUUAUAAGUCAAUGAAGGAUGCCUUCAAUAAGCAUCAUGAUGUUUCUGUGUUUAUCACAUUUGCUUCUUUGCGAUCUGUCUAUGUAACAGUUCGCGAAGCUUUGGAUUUCGCACAGAUUCGCGUCAUUGCAAUAAUUGCUGAAGGCAUGCCCGAAAAUCAAACUCGUCAUUUGAUUAAGUUAGCAAAUGAAAAAGGCGUUACACUGAUUGGACCAGCUACAGUGGGUGGAAUUAAACCUGGUUGUUUUAAAAUCGGUAAUACUGGUGGCAUGAUGGACAAUAUACUAUCAUUGAAACUUUAUAGACCGGGAAGUGUUGCAUAUGUGUCACGUUCUGGAGGAAUGUCAAAUGAGCUUAAUAAUAUAAUUUCACAAAAUGCCGAUGGAGUUUAUGAAGGAAUUGCUAUUGGGGGUGACAAAUACCCAGGAAGCACGUUUGUUGACCAUCUUCUACGAUAUGAGAUGGAUGACAGAGUAAAAAUGAUGGUUAUGCUUGGUGAAUUGGGUGGUGUUGAGGAAUACAAGGUUGUUGAAGCAUUAAAAGAGAAACGCCUGACAAAACCUCUUGUUGCUUGGUGCAUUGGAACUUGUGCAGACUACGUCACAUUUGAGAUUCAAUUUGGUCAUGCUGGUGCAUCUGCCAAUGCAAAAGCUGAAACUGCUACUGCUAAAAAUUUAGCACUAAAAGAAGCUGGGGCUCACGUGCCUAAUUCCUUUGACGAUUUAGGUGACGAGAUUGCCAAGAUUUACAAAGAACUUUUGCAAAAAGAAGUAAUUGUAUUGAAAGAAGAACAACUACCUCCUACUGUGCCCAUGGAUUACACAUGGGCAAGAGAACUGGGUUUAAUACGGAAAUCGGCAUCAUUUAUGACGUCGAUAUGUGAUGAACGUGGUGAUGAGCUCCUUUACGCAGGUAUGCCAAUAUCACGUGUGCUUGAACAAGAUAUUGGCAUUGGAGGUGUACUUAGCCUACUCUGGUUUCAGAAACGACUACCAGAUUAUGCAAAUAAGUUUAUUGAAAUGUGUUUGAUGAUAACUGCUGACCAUGGACCUGCUGUAAGCGGUGCUCAUAACACGAUUGUAUGUACUCGAGCAGGGAAAGAUUUAGUGUCAUCUUUGGUUUCUGGAUUGCUAACAAUUGGUGAUCGGUUUGGAGGUGCCUUAGAUGGUGCAGCACGACAGUUCAGUGAAGCAUUUGAUAAGGGACUAAGUCCUAUGCAAUUUGUGAAUAAACAACGACUUGCUGGUGAACAUAUAAUGGGAAUUGGUCAUCGUGUCAAGUCGAUUAAUAACCCAGACAAACGUAUCGAAAUAUUGAAAGAUUUUGUUCUGGACCCGGAAAAAUUUAAGCAAGAAACUCCGUUAUUAGAAUAUGCGUUAAAGGUGGAGAAGAUUACUACGUCGAAGAAAGCAAAUUUAAUACUGAAUGUUGAUGGAGCAAUCGGUGUUAUUUUCGUGGAUAUACUUCGCUGUUCCGGAAUGUUUACACCCGAAGAAGCACAAGAAAUCAUCGAAAUUGGGGCUAUAAAUGGACUUUUUGUUCUGGGACGAAGUAUUGGAUUUAUUGGGCAUUACUUGGAUCAAAGAAGGCUAAAACAAGGACUUUAUCGACAUCCAUGGGAUGACAUCACAUAUAUUUUGCCCGAAAGGGAAUUCAGUGGUGAUUUGAACGCAUGA
Molecule: messenger RNA, 3345 nt
Organism: Brugia malayi
Lineage: Eukaryota; Metazoa; Nematoda; Chromadorea; Rhabditida; Onchocercidae
Product: ATP-citrate synthase, putative
Exons: 24
Coding region: 1-3345 (1114 amino acids)
Biological process (GO): tricarboxylic acid cycle; acetyl-CoA biosynthetic process; citrate metabolic process
Cellular component (GO): cytosol
Molecular function (GO): ATP citrate synthase activity
Source: RefSeq, a predicted model, not a curated record